This is a messenger RNA of Colletotrichum costaricense, 1341 nucleotides long. Its product is annotated as gliotoxin biosynthesis protein GliK. NCBI's taxonomy places the organism in Eukaryota, Fungi, Ascomycota, Sordariomycetes, Glomerellales, Glomerellaceae. The transcript has a single exon. The record is from RefSeq and is a predicted model, not a curated record. The coding region runs from base 1 to 1341 and encodes 446 amino acids. Gene Ontology annotation, molecular function: gamma-glutamylcyclotransferase activity.
AUGACAACCUCACUCCCCCAAGAACCAAUCUGCCUCCUCCGCCGCCUAAAAGACCUCGCCACCCUCUCAACCUCCUCCGCCCCGUCCGAGAAAUCUUACCCUUCCAUCAAGAGCAUCCCGCGCACAUCCCCCUCCCGCCUCGCAGCAGCAGCGGCAGCUUCCCCAGACGCCUCCAGCAACGAUGCAUCUUCCACCCCCACCGCCCUCGCCGUCGCCGCAGAACAGACAUCAGUCCUCUACCUAGCCUACGGCUCCAACCUAAGCGCGGAAACCUUCCUAGGCGCCCGCGGCAUCCGUCCAAUCUCCCAAGUAAACGUCUCCGCCCCAGGUCUCUCCCUCGUCUUCGACCUCCCCGGCCUCCCCUACACGGAACCAUGCUUCGCCAACUCGGCGCCCCGGAAGAUCCCCAACCUCCCGGACCCGGGCGAUCCUCCCAAAUUCCCGCCCGUGCCGCCGCUACCGCCUCCGUCCGCCGCGUCGAACCAGACGAAGAGGGAGAAGAACAACACCGUACCGACGACACCAGACCUGGGCUGGGACAAGGGCCUCAUCGGCGUAGUCUACGAAGUCACGCCCCGAGACUACGCCACAAUCGUAGCAACAGAGGGAGGCGGCUCCUCCUACAAGGACAUCCUGACCCCCUGCAUCCCGCUCCCGCCCCGCGUCUCCGUCCCCGAGAAGCCGCCCAUCGACAUCCCCCGCCCGUUCCUCGCGCACACGCUCUUUUCCCCGUCCAUCCCGGACGCCGAGCCCGAGGAGCCUGACACCACCUCCACCUCCUCCUCCUCCUCCUCCUACAACUACAGUAACGCCAAGGACGGCGGCGACGACGACAAAACCCCAACAGACCCCCGCAAAAAAUGGUACUACCGCUUCCUCCGCCCGACCCGCCGCCCCGACCCCACCUACGCGCAACCCUCGCCCCGGUACCUGAACCUCAUCACCUCCGGCGCGGCAGAGCACGAGCUCCCGGACGACUACCAGCGCUGGCUCAACUCCCUCGUGCCAUACACCCCGACCUCGCCACGACAGAAGCUGGCGCAGUGGCUGUUAAAGGCGCUCUUCCUCCCCGUGUUGCUGGUGUUCUUCGCGCUGAACAAAAAGGUGGCCAACAAGGAAGGGAAAGUGCCCGUUUGGUUGGGGGUUACGUUGGGGGUUGUGUUUAAUUUGCUUUGGAUGGCGUAUGAUGCCGUGUUGAGGCCUGUUUUUGGGGAUGGGGAGAGGACGCAGGAGGAGGAGGAGGGUGACGAGAAGAAGGGGUGGGUGAGGGGCAGGUCAUGGAGUGGACGUGUUGGGUGUGGUGAUGAGGAGAAGAUGGGAUUGCUCGAGAAUAUGGAUUGA